GCCCUCCACCCUUCCCACUCCUGCCGCUGGAGGUGAAAGGUGGCUGAGAAUUGAGAGCAGUCACACCUUUCGGAUUAGACAGACGAGUUCCCUUUGUCGUCUCCGGAACGUGACCCAGAUGGCGAUUGCCGGGACAAUGCAUAGGAGCUGACGCGGGAGGCGGCUCUGAUGUCAAAUGCAAACACGGCGAAUGUGGCGUUCCGGCUGCAUCCAAUCACAACCGUCACACUGGUUUCAGGCAUGCAUAUACUUUGCGGCCGCCUUUCAGGCAACGGCCUGCGGGAUCCACUACCUGGCUUCCGUCUUCCUGGUGGAGACGCCGAAUUUUGUCUGCGGCGUUCCCACCAACGUCACGGACGUUUUAUUUGGCAACAUGAGCGGGUCCAGUCUGAACGACUUCCUGCCCGUCUUCAAAGCAGAUACGGGACCUUUGGUGGUCAGGACCUCCGGCGGGGAUCAGUGGGAACUUAGCCGAUGCCAGCGGGCCUUGCGGCUCCAUCCCAAAGAUUUUACAUAUGCCUUUGGCGGCAAUAAAUCGGUGGAAUCGUGCGACGGGGGUUUUGUUUAUGAUCACAGUGAAGUGUAUCAGAGCAUUGUGACGGACUGGGACCUGGUGUGCAACCAAGCUUGGCUGGCCAAGCUGUGCCAGCCCACCUUCAUGUUGGGGGUGCUGAUCGGGGCGCUUGUGUUUGGGGAUAUCGCUGACAGAGUGGGUCGAGUGAAGAUCCUGAUGUUCACCAGCCUCUGUCAAUUUGGACUCGGGGUGUGUGUGGCCUUCUCCGCUAACUACUACUACUUUGUGGUUUUCCGCUUCCUCCUGGCCAUGGCAUCCAGCGGCUAUCUGGUGGUGGUGUUCGUGUACGUGACCGAAUUCACCGGCAUCAAGGUCCGCACGUGGACCUCCAUGCACGUGCACGCCGCCUUCGCUGUGGGCAUCAUGGUGGUGGCUCUGACGGGCUACCUGGUGCGCGUGUGGUGGAUCUACCAGAUCAUCCUGUCGCUGUGCACCUCGCCCUUCUUGCUCUUCUGCUGGAAGCUCCCCGAGACGCCGUUCUAUCUCAUCGCCAAGGAGAGGUACAAGGAGGCGCAGAGCCUGCUGGACACCAUGGCCCGCGUCAACGGUUUGGAAAACCGGCUGAGGGUGGAGGAGCUCCUGGAGCCGGAGGAGCAGAACGGCAGAGCGCUGCUGGAGAAGGUGGAGGAGGUGGAGGAGACGGGACGCUCUCGCGAGAAGAAGCUGUCCAUCCUGGAUUUGUUCGGCAGCUGGAGGAUGGCGGCCCGCACGGGAACCGUGUGGGCCAUCUGGUUCAUCGGCAGCCUGGGCUACUACGUCUUCUCGCUGGGAUCCGUCAACCUGGGAGGGAACCAGUAUCUCAACCUCUUCCUCGUCGGUGCCGUGGAGCUUCCCUCCUAUGUGGUGGGCUGCUUUGCCAUGGACCGCAUUGGACGCAAGAAGACAUGUGCCCCGGCCUUGCUGCUGGCGGGGCUUGCGUGCAUGCUUAUCAUACUGGUCCCUGCUGACAUCGAGGCCCUGGCCAUCGCUCUCAGCAUGAUCGGAAAGUUCGCCAUCGCCAUCGCUUUCGGUCUCAUCUAUCUGUACACUUGUGAGCUUUACCCCACUAUCAUCAGGUCUCUGGCAGUGGGUAGCGGCAGCAUGAUGUGUCGCGUAGGUAGUGUGGUGGCGCCGUUUUGCGUGUACCUGGCCGACGUCUGGAUCUACCUGCCUCAGCUCAUCGUGGGUAUCCUGGCCUUCAUCAUCGGCAUCCUGACGUUGAUGCUGCCUGAGACGCUGGGCAAGCCCCUAACGUCCACCUUGAAGGAGGCCGAGGCUCUGGGACGAAGCGACAAGAAGAAGGAUGCGGCAUGCGGGCUGGAGAUGAACCAGCACGCGUGAGCAAAAACAAGAAAAACUGAAAAUUUGAAUCAGAGAUGUAUUGUCCUAUAAGUAUUUUUGACACCGCUUUAAAAAAAAGUCUUUACUUUCUUUUUCAGGCGCAUCGCUUUUGAUUAAUAUUUUCAUUUUUUGUUUGGUUUUAAUUUGGACCUAUCAAAGCUCAUGCA
This is a messenger RNA of Hippocampus zosterae (dwarf seahorse), 2061 nucleotides long. It is a transcript of the gene slc22a16, whose product is annotated as solute carrier family 22 member 16. The transcript is spliced from 9 exons. Gene Ontology annotation, biological process: transmembrane transport. Gene Ontology annotation, cellular component: membrane. The record is from RefSeq and is a predicted model, not a curated record. Lineage: Eukaryota; Metazoa; Chordata; Actinopteri; Syngnathiformes; Syngnathidae. Bases 176 to 1894 code for a protein of 572 amino acids.